Messenger RNA from Etheostoma spectabile (orangethroat darter), 3646 nucleotides. RefSeq names its product potassium voltage-gated channel subfamily G member 4. Gene Ontology annotation, molecular function: delayed rectifier potassium channel activity; protein binding. The coding region runs from base 554 to 2158 and encodes 534 amino acids. Gene Ontology annotation, cellular component: voltage-gated potassium channel complex; membrane. The transcript has 3 exons. Lineage: Eukaryota; Metazoa; Chordata; Actinopteri; Perciformes; Percidae. Gene Ontology annotation, biological process: protein homooligomerization; action potential; potassium ion transmembrane transport. The record is from RefSeq and is a predicted model, not a curated record.
GUCCUGCUGUCUAACGCAGAUGAGAUGAGCACACAGCGGCAGGUUGCAGGAGGGCACCGCUGUUAGAUAAUCGCAUUGCGGGGCGGACCAAUGGACGCGCAGCGGCGAUCCCAGUAGAAGAAGAAAUCAUUUCCCUGUAAUUGAAUCCAGCUCGCGGAGAGCUGCCGGAGAGGCGACGUGCGCAGACCGGUGACACUGCACAGACGCACGCACGCGCGGCGAGCCCGCAAACUUCCCAGCGGAUCUAUAAACUGUAAUAAAGCCGCUCUGCGUCCUGCUGUCCGUCGGGCUGGUCUCCAACACCCAGCUUUGUUAAUGAUAAUAGUAAUUGUUAUGAGAAGAAGAAGAGCGAUUACACAGUUAUGGAUUAAUCAGCGAGACGCCUCAUUAAAAGCAACAAGUGCGAACAUGCACGGGACAAAUAAGAGAGACGUUAAAGAGCUGAGGCAGCACACCUGCGCCCUGUGAGCUUCUCAUUGGCUCCUCCUCCUGACCUCCCGUGAACUGGACUUAUAAAUACCUCAUCCAUCCCGUCACACAUCCUGAAGCCAGCAUGCCCAUCAUCAGCAAUGCCAACCACGACUUCAACACCUACUCCAUCAGCAGCGACGACAGCAGCCUCGACCGCUUCUUCACAGAGAUCCCGGAGACUGAGACCAUCAAGGGUGUUUACUUCCAGCGCGCCCAGCUGCUCCGUGACCCCAAGGCCUCGUAUGUGGUGGACCACACCCUGCAGGUUCUCAUCAACGUCGGGGGCAACCGCUACACAUUUCCCUGGAGCACCUUGGAGCAGUUCCCCCAGAGUCGUCUGGGCCGUCUGCGCUUCUGCACCACCCCCGAGGAGAUCGCACGACUCUGCGACGACUACGACGAGACGUGCCGGGAGUACUUCUUUGACCGAAACCCUACAGCCUUCAGGGUCAUCCUCAACUUCCUGGCUGCGGGGAAACUGCGUCUGCUUCGGGAACUGUGCGCCGUGUCGCUGCACGAUGAGCUCGACUACUGGGGCGUGGACCCGCGCCACAUGGAGCGCUGUUGCCGUCGCCGCAUGUCGACCCGCGUGGAGGAGGUGGCAGAGCGAGAGCGCAAAGAAGAGGAGUGGAGGCAGAAGAGGGUGAUGCUGAAGAAAAGCAACACAGAAGUUGGAAAGGGCUGUCACAAACUGAUGUGGAUACUGCGAGAAGUGGUGGAAAACCCCCAGUCGGGUUUGGCUGGGAAGAUGUUCGCCUGCCUCUCGGUGGUCAUGGUGCUGGUCACCGUCAUCAGCCUGUGCAUCAGCACCAUGCCAGACCUCAGAGAUGAAGAAACCAGGGGCGAGUGCUCCCAGAAGUGUCAGAGCAUGUUCGUGGUGGAGUCCAUCUGCGUGGCGUGGUUCACGCUGGAGUUCCUGUUGCGCUUCGUCAACGCCCAGAGCAAGAUGGCCUUCGCCCGCGGCCCCCUCAACAUCAUCGACGCCGUCGCCAUCCUGCCCUUCUACGUGUCCCUGGUCUUCGACGUCAGGGACGAGUCUCAGGAGGACGCCCACGUCGUGGGUGCUGGCAGAGGCUAUCUGGACAAACUGAGCCUGAUCCUGCGCCUGCUGCGGGCGCUGCGGAUCCUGUACGUGAUGCGGCUGGCCCGCCACUCCCUGGGCCUGCAGACGCUGGGCCUGACCAUGCAGCGCAGCAUACGGGAGUUCGGCCUGCUGCUGCUCUUCGUCUGCGUCGCCGUGACCCUCUUCUCGCCCCUGGUCCACCUGGCGGAGAGCGAGCUGGCGCCGUUCGCCGCCACGCACCCGCAGCAGAGCUUCAGCAGCAUCCCGGCCUCCUACUGGUGGGCCAUCAUCUCCAUGACGACGGUGGGCUACGGCGACAUGGUGCCGCGCAGCGUCCCCGGACAGGUGGUCGCGCUCACCAGCAUCCUGAGCGGCAUCCUCAUCAUGGCGUUCCCCGCCACGUCCAUCUUCCACACCUUCUCCCGGUCGUACCAGGAGCUGAAGCAGGAGUACGAGCGGCUGUGGAAGGAGGAGAGAGGCGAGGAAAUAGCCGCUGAGUCAGAGGGGAGCUGGGCCAAAGCCGAUUUGGCACCAGAGGAGUUCACGUCCGUGUGCAAGGAGGAUAACGACGGGAUGAUGAUAGCCAUGAGUCAUAAAUCCACACUUCCAUCGACAGCUUUCUAAUGGACCGGGAAGAGAGCAGUCAGCCACUUUCUGUCAGUAAUUUUGUCUAAAAUGGCAACACUUGACAUUGGCUCAACACACUCUGUCCUUUUAAGCGAAUUGAAGCUCUAAAGGACUGUUAUUUUAAGUUCAAGUUCUUGUCUGUUCAUGCUCUGUGUUCAUGCUUUAUUACAUUAUGCUUCCAACAGACUAUCUAGUACUGCUCAGGUUGUAUAACGCUUGCUUUUAUAUCAGCAAAUACAUUGCAGCACUUAAAGGAAACCUAUUAAUGCCUAUUAUCUUCUGUCAUAUAGUAUUUUACAAUGUCGGAUGUUCAUAUUAAACUUAGUAGGGAUGUUAGCAAUUAACCAUUUUAAACAUUAACCGGCAAUAACAUUUUUGACAAUCAGUUAAACAGUGCAAACAAUAUCUAGCUUUAAAUGGAGGACCCUCUGUGUCUGUGUGUGUGUUUGUCUGUGUGUGUGUGUGUGUGUGUGUGUGUCUGUUGUCUUUCAAAUAUCUCGAGAACAGUUCGUCCAAUCUAUGUUACACUUGGCGGGAUGAUGAUUACCCAAUGAACUUGCCGUCUCUUUUGUAUCCAAGCUAAUGUUCUUAAUUAUUAUUAAAUCAAAAAUAUAAUCAAAUUGGGACCUUUGGAAUCUGCGUUGCGUUUCUGUUGCGUGUCAAAAAAACAUAUGUGGUGAGAGUUGUAAAAAUGCACUAAAGCAGUAAUAUACUUCAUGUUACACAUAAAUAUCUACUUUAAUUAAUUUGAUAACAGCAAAUACAACGUUGGCAUUAUUGACGGCAAAAUGGGCUACGGAACAUUUUGUUCUUUGUUGACAGGUGCAAUAUCUGAAAAUCAGUGAUUAUUCAUUAUCUUUUUUUUUAUCAAUAAUUACUCAUUAUACAUUUAUAUUUGCAUUUAUGUCAAAACCUAGAGACUUUCAAACAUGAGAAUGUCAUUUAUUAAAUGUUUUGUGUCAAAAUGGCAUAUGAACAUCAUUUAUUUAUUCUCUUUUGCCUGGAAACGCUUCCAAAAAUAGUGAAAAAUGGGCGUUGGGCUCUUUCUGAGCCUUGCGUGUGACGCAGGCGGUGUGCAAGCUCUAACCUAUUACCAUGGGAGCCAAAACCAAAACCAAAACGGGACAUGCCAAACAGGACGUGUGCUGAAGCUAUAAACGUGAGGAAAAUCUAACUAAAAUGAAAUAAAACAACAUUGAAAAUUCAAAAAAAUCUAAACUGUUAUGAGCGCGAAUUCAUCAUCGUGGUGAGCUUUAACUCACAGCUGCGUUAUCAUUGGACAAUGAGUUCAGCACAAUAGUCAGUGACAAAAUCAUCAGUGUUAUGUCUCUGAGUUGAUUAUUUAGUGGAAAUCAAUGUGCCGCCUGGAAGAAAAGUAUCUUAAAAACGUACAGUAUGCUGUGGAUAAUGUUGGACAGCAGUGGAUAAGACGUGUAUCUAACGGUCCUUCAAUGUAAAACAUCUUCUUGUCUUGUCUUGUUUGUC